AUGGUUGAUCACUCUCUUUUCACUUAUCACCAAACUGAUGUCCAUAUUUUUAUUUUGGUCUAUGUGGAUGACAUUCUUAUUACAGGAUCACAUAACUCAUUCAUUGCCUCAUUGAUUCAACAAAUAAAAUCUGAAUUUGCCUUGAAGGAUUCAGGGUCUCUCCAUUACUUUCUUGGAAUUCAGGUCACCUAUGACUCCCAUGGCCUACAUCUCCGUCAAUCCAAAUACAUAUUAGAGGUUUUAGAUCGUGCUCAUAUGAUUGGUGCCAAGCCAUAUUCAGCACCAUGUACCUUAGGUUCAAAGCUUGCUGCAUCUAGUGGUGAUCUUCUUCCUCGUGCCACUGAAUAUCGUCAGAUUGUUGGUGCUAUCCAAUAUUGCACUCUUACCCGUCCAGAAAUUGCUUACUCUGUCAAUUAG
Messenger RNA from Olea europaea var. sylvestris, 417 nucleotides. RefSeq lists its product as uncharacterized. The record is from RefSeq and is a predicted model, not a curated record. The transcript has a single exon. Lineage: Eukaryota; Viridiplantae; Streptophyta; Magnoliopsida; Lamiales; Oleaceae. The coding region runs from base 1 to 417 and encodes 138 amino acids.